Messenger RNA from Sorghum bicolor (sorghum), 1455 nucleotides. Its product is annotated as probable serine incorporator. Gene Ontology annotation, cellular component: membrane. The transcript has 11 exons. The coding region runs from base 1 to 1455 and encodes 484 amino acids. Lineage: Eukaryota; Viridiplantae; Streptophyta; Magnoliopsida; Poales; Poaceae. The record is from RefSeq and is a predicted model, not a curated record.
AUGGGGUGCUAUUCCUCGUAUCAACACAUGGGUCCAAUGCAUGCCCGUUAUGUGUAUGGGGUGCUAUUUCUUAUCGCCAAUUUUACAGCAUGGGGAUUAAGAGAAAACCCCAUACUGUUCUUUGAUAUACAGCGACGCAGUGGUUGUCACGGCAACCGUGACUGCUUUGCAGCUGAAGCUGUCCUCAUGAUCAGCUUUACUUUAUUCCUCUUUUUCUCUGCUAUGUUCUUGUCCACCGCGUACACCAGAAGUGUACAUGACCUUAGGAGUGCUUGGCACUCCAAGCGGUGGGAGCUAAAGAUUCUGCUCCUGGCGUUUUGCUUCGGUGCCUCUAUAUUUGCACCAACCUCCAUGACCCAACUCUAUGGGAAAGUUGCACCUUUUGGAGCAGGGCUAUUUCUUAUUAUACAACUAAUGAGUGUAAUAAGGUACAUCACACGACUUAACUCCAGAUGGUGCGGCCAAGCAAAUUUUGACAACCAUCGUUGUAAAGUCAUCACGAUCUCUAUACUUGCGUACGUUUGCUCUAAUGUGGGGAUCAUAGUUAUGGCCUUCUGGUACAUGAGCUCUUAUUUGGACGUCUGGUUGAUUGUCUCUACGCUGGCGUUGGUGUACAUUAUGCCUUUAAUCUCAUCAUGGACCAAGGUCAAAGGAUUUUUCAUGGAGGCAUUGAUAAUGGGAGUAUACGUUGUAUUCCUGUGCUGGACAGCAAUGAAAAGCAAGCCAGAGACAAACCGCGACAAUAAAGAAAACACUGGUUCAAGUGUAAAUUGGAUAACGAUAGUUAGUUUUAUUGGUGAACUGGCCAGCGUAACAGUAGCUGCUUUUUCGACAGGCAGUGACUACAAAUGUAUACAGUUCAUGAACGUAGUAGAGUCGGAAAAUGGCAUACCACCAUAUGGCUAUGGCUUUUUCCAUUUUGUCUUUGCUACGGGCUCCAUGUAUUUUGGCAUGUUGUUUCUCGGCUGGGACACGCAUCAUGUAUCAGGAAGGUGGAGCAUGGAUGUCGGUUGGACAAGUACGAUUGUCCACCUAGUUAACGAGGGCCUAGCAGCAAUAUUCUUUGUGGUGGUGGUCCUUGCUAGGGCUUUUGGAACUAGUUGGCUCCAGCAGCUGCUUGGAAAGAUCUUUGGAACAGGUGGCCAGCAGCUCGCUGAUGAAUCUCAUUCCACAAUGGUCGCGAGAGCUGGGACGCACAACAAUAGGCCACCACAAGAGUCCCAUGUCCCGAAGCACGAGGGAAUUGAGAUGAGCAAUAUUAGCCCAUCGCAAGAAUUCCAUAGCACAAGACGUGAGAAAACUGAGACCGACAAUAAUGCGCCGCCACAAAGACCCCAUGCCACAGAGGCCGUGGGAUCUUCAUCGUCCUCCACGACGGGGGCUCUCCUUAGUACAUCAGAGCCCCAAGCGCCUGUAUUGGGAAGACAAUGGGGGGAGAUACGAGAAGAAUGGUGA